AAAUCCACAUGCAGCUGCUCAAAGGUAAUGGGAGGUUUAGGUACUCCACCUGGAGGCCUCCCAUCAUAUCCCCAUUGUCAGUCCAUGACCCCCAACCCACUCCCAAAUUUGCACGGUGGAGAAUCUGUGCCGGUUCCAUCAGUGGGUUCACCCGCCUCUGCCGCGCCAUCCCCACUGCCAAAUCCUCAUUCCCAACCAGCGUCAGUUCCUCCCGCCGAUCAAACGAUGCCCACUCUGAGCCCACAUCCACCACCUUCAAACAGUGGUGCUGGCCAGCCUCAGCCUGCCACCCCUUUGGAAUCUCAGGAUAAGGUCACACCCUCAGAUCUCAAUGGCCCAAAGUCAGUUUCGUCAGUAUCCAAUCAGGUGUUCUCACCAUAUCCUGCCACUUCCAGUGUAGAGCCAGUCUCAAAACCAGUGGAUAGUGUUAGUGGUGGUUCUCAGGGUCCUGCCAGUGCUCACUCAGUGCUGGCUUCAGCCCCUCUCUGCACUACCGCCCCCUCAGACUACCUGACCCUCAAACGACCUGUUCUGUCCUCCAAGGAGUAUGAGAGUUUUUUGCUGGAGGAGGACCAACCCUCGAAAUUAUUAUAUGAUUAUUCCACUCUUGAUGCAUGGUUGAAUCAUCCGGUGAAGAGAUUUAAGCCCUCUGAAACAAGAUCAACAGACUCGAUGAGACCACCUUACAACAGGCAUUCAAGUCCAACUGAUCCGUAUUCAUAUAAUUUGCAACAACAAAUUGUGGCAUCACCACCAAACAACCUGAAUCAGCCUUUUAUCAAGCAGGAGAUUAAACAAGAGCCAAGCUGCAAUAUUCCAAUGGAAGUAGACAGUGUUCAUCUGAACAAAAGGUCUGAUCCGUAUGAAUUUGAGGAUGACAUGACUGCACCUGCUGUUAGUAUGGAGGGUUUUAAACGAACUAAUUCCAUUAAGGAGGAAGAUCGAAAAGGAGGCCCAGGAAAUGCGGUGGGUCCAUUUGAUCCUGUCACUCCAAAUGGACCCACAAACAAACCUACAUCUCUUUAUACUAAUGAAGGUCUUCAAGCAUCUUAUAAAGAUCUUGAUCAGAUCUUUGAUAAUUCAGAUGACACAUCAAGUGAUGAAACUUUACAGGUGCCCACUCCUCCAGGUUCCAACAAGCCUGCUGGACUGCCAGAAGAUUCAGCUUCAAACAGCGUCGUGGUGAAGCCUCCCCGCGGUAGUGGCGGCAGCACGUCACUCAACAGUUGUGGUGGAACAGGCAUCCUGAGGCCCGAGGAGUUGUCAAAGAUGUUUCCUACGCCUCCGUCCCUAGAACAUAAUCCCAUUGCAUCACCGUGUGGGCAUUUGUCUGAUGGACCUCUGGGAGAACUUUCAGAUGGACCUGUAGGUGUUUGUAUUCCCCGUUGCAAACAGGAGAUCUAUCCAAACAUGGGCAGCCCACAAGAGGAGAAUAUAGACGAUUGGUCUUACGUGUUCCGGCUACCUGCAGUGUGCAAGUUUGUGGGUUCGUCUAAGUAUGCUCCACUUACAAACCUUCCGAGUCAGAGCCUGCCUCCAGUGACACUGCCAUCUCACUUCGUGUACAAACCUUCAUGGCAGACACAGUAUCAGCAUCAACAACAACAACAGCAGCAGCAGCAGCAGUCUGUUGAAAAAUCAGCAUCCCAACAGAGUCUCAUACCUACUGGCUCUGGACCCAACUCAAGACCUAAUUCUGUAGCCAGUAAUCAUCAUUCAAGUGCUGUAAUUCCACCUCAUGCACAUCUCCCACAUCCUGUACUGCCACCACAUCCUCAUAGCAGGGCUGGCCUCUCACCUAUAUCCCCAGCAGCACAUUUUCCACCAAGUCCGAUGACUUUGGCAGCGAUGGGAGGCAGUGGUCUCCCAAUUCAUUUGCAGCAGCAACUCCGAUCAGGCGGCCCCGGUUCGGUCGGAGGCGUUCGAACGCCUUGCCCUGCGCCGCCACCAUACGAACUUCCCAGUCCAGCAACUUCAACUGCAUCAUCCUACCUCAACAAGAAUUUAAACUCAGUAGAACCAGCACCAACACCUGUAAUGGCUCGAGCUCCAGAAGGAAAUUCAUUGGUUGUUAACAUUCUUCUAUGUGAUACUGCUCUAAAUAUCUUUCGGGAUCAUAACUUUGACAGUUGUACGUUGUGUGUUUGUAAUGCAGGGCCAAAAGUUGUGGGCAACAUCCGAGGUGCUGAUGCUGGAAUCUACCUUCCAACUCCACCUCCACAAUCACAGUCUGCCUUACCAUUCCCGCCGACCUCUCCAUUCCCAGGUAUGGGAAUGAAUGGUCCUGCCCCAUCAUAUGUGAUGGGCUCAUCCCCAGGGCAUCAUGGUGUCGCACCUAGUGUAAUGGCGAUGGUUACCGAAGAGGACCCAAUAAGGUGCAGUUGUGGGUUUAGUGCUGUUGUGAACAGGAGGCUUUCCCAUCGUUCAGGUCUGUUUUACGAGGAUGAGCUAGAAAUUACAGGUAUUGCUGAGGAUCCAGGUGACCGUAGGAAGGGUUCACUUUUGGCCUACCUUCUUCCAAACACCAGUAAAAGUGGGCAAGAAAACUUAACUGCAGGUGAUUUAGUGGAUCUGGUUCCACAGAAUGUUAUGGAACUGUUAAAAGAACAGUGUGUGAUUAUUCAGAGUUCUAGUAACUCUUUGUAUCGUGCAUCGAGACAGUUCCGCGGUAAUUUGGGACCCGAUGUGCCCUAUGGUACGACGGUGAAUGCGUUGGAGUUCAUGGAUGGUAACGACGUGACCCACGUGGCAUUAGAACAGGGACGCCAGGCGUUGUUGGAAAGCACGACGGUCGCUAUGUGCAAAGUAGAGGAGAUGCAGCAGAGACAGCAGCAAAUAAUGCAACAUGGAGGCAGGAGUUCAAAUACACCGUGUGUCCACAGGUGGCCUUACCUAAGGGCCAUGGGACCUCAAUGUAAUCAGGACAUUGUCUGGGUAAUGAAGAGCCUCAGGCCUCUUUUGCAGGAGGUGAUCCAUAAGAAGUGUACAACCAGACUCUGGGAUGCUCCAUACACCGUGAAAGGGCCGCUUACGUGGCGGCAGUUCCACAGACUUGCCGGCAGAGGGACUGAUGAUCGUUGUGAGCCUCAGCCUAUCCCGUCGUUAAUGGUUGGCCAUGAGAAGGAUUGGCUCUCACUCUCACCUUAUGCUAUUCAGUACUGGGAGAAGCUGCUCCUUGAACCAUAUUCCUAUGCCAGAGAUGUGGCUUACAUUGUUGUUGCUCCUGACAACGAUUACAUUCUUCAAAGGGUGCGCACCUUCUUCAGAGAGCUUAGUGCAACGUAUGAGGUUUGCCGUCUAGGCCGUCACUGCCCUAUUACCAAAGUUUUGAGAGAUGGGAUUCUCAGAGUUGGAAAGACAGCUGCUGUCAAAUUGGCAAAGGAACCUGUUGACGAGUGGUUUACAAUGCUUGGAGAUAAUCCAACUACAAAUAUGCUCAAACUGUAUGCUCAAGUGUGCCGGCACCAUUUAGCUCCACAUCUGUCACAGGUGCCGUUGGACAAAACAUUAUUAGAUCCUCCUGAGGGUUCACAGCCUCUCCGUGUUGCAGUGGACAGACCUCUGCCUUCACCCAUGCCUCCUCCCUCAACUCCGGAGAGUAAUCAGGGCCAAAUACCGGACAAAGCUCCCUCCACACCAAAAUCAGACCACGAUGGUGAAGGCAGUUUGAGCAGCCGCGACCCAUUGUCCAGUGGCCAGUCGAGUGGAGGUAGUGACAGCAGCCACGACGAGGACGACCAGGAGCCACCAGCCCUGGUGGUCUAUCUUGUGGAUCCGUUCACAAUAGGCAGUGACAGCACAGACCUGCAGAGGUUAGCUUGUCUUGGCCUGCUCCGCUGCUUCACCACUGUUCUCUCUGCUGUUCCAGAAAGUAUACGCAACAAUAUCAGUGUACAGCUAAUUUCGCUGGAGAGCAUUAUGGAGCUGGGGAAGUCACGUGAUCGAAUCAGGCAGAACGAUCACAUGCGAGCGCAAGCAUUCUCCGUGUUCUCUCAGUGCCGCCGCUUGCUUACACACACAUCCAACAUCAAGGCACUCACUGGCUUUGGCACUGCUGCCAUGGCUGAUAUGUUCCUUAAAAGCAAAGAUGAGAAGAAUCGAGCUCCUUACCGGCUGUAUACGCCUCUCUAUGUUUUGGCUCCUGUAAAGGAGAAGACAGAGUCUGGGGAAUCGUUUGGUCAGUGUGGCAGUGAGCAGUGUUCUGUGCUGUAUGUAAGCUACUGUCUGUCAGAAGAUCAGCGAUGGCUGCUGGCUGUUGCAACUGAUGAGCGUGGGGAAAUAUUCGAGACUGCGACUAUUAAUAUCGACAUCCCCAAUCGUAGCCGGAGGAAGAAGGCAUCAGCUAGGCGCAUUGGACUGCAAAAAUUAAUGGAUUUCAUCGUUGGUGUGAUGUCACAGAGUGUUCGACCUUGGAGGCUAGUUGUGGGUCGCAUCGGCAGGAUAGGACAUGGGGAGCUGAAAGGUUGGAGUUGGCUUCUCAGUCGUAAAUCCCUGCUGAAGGCUUCAAAGCACUUAAAAGAGAUUUGUGAGCAGUGCAACCUCAUGUACCCAAAUGAUGUUCCAUGUGUGUUGAGUGCAUGUCUCGUGUCACUGGAACCUGACUCGGCACUGCGACUGAUGCCUGAUCAGUUCACACCAGAUGAGAGGUUUAGCCAGACAGCUGUGAACUGCCAACUAUCAACACCUCAUGAUGUGUCUUGCACACAUAUCCUGGUGUUUCCUACUUCUGCUACAAGUCAGUCUUCUCAGACAGCAUUCCAGGAGCAGCACAUUAAUGACCCGGAGCUUGGUGAUGAUGAGCUGUUCUCAGCUCUGAAUGAUGAUAUGCCUGAAGGAAUAGAGGGCAUGCAAGACUUCAAUGAUAUAUUCUCAUGGCCUGAAACAGGGCCUGGUGGUGCUCAGAGUCCCACAGGUAGCCCUCGAAGAGGGGAUUCACCCUCGCAACCUGGGAGCCCAUCGUGUGGGGUUGGUGGCACCUCAGAUCAGCAUAGUCCCUUUCCUUGCAAUGCAUCUUCACGAGGUGGUGGAGGUCUUGGAGUAGAUACUCAAGAGGAAGUUGGGACAUUACACCAGCAACCAUUAGCACUGGGAUAUUUUGUGUCAACUGCUCCCACAGGUCGAAUGCCCAAGUGGUUCUGGGCCUCUUGCCCACACUUGGAGAAUGUCUGCCCAGCAUUCCUGAAGAAUGCACUGCAUCUCCACAGCCCAGCUAUUCAACAGAAUUCUGAUGACCUCCUGCAGCAGCAGUCAGCUGUCACUGUGCACCCUCUAGACUCUCAGUACACUACAGAUGUGCUCAGAUAUGUCCUUGAAGGUUAUAAUGCAUUAUCGUGGUUAGCACUGGACUCAAACACACGAGACCGUCUGUCCUGCUUGCCAGUACACAUCCAGGCUUUAAUGCAGCUCUACCACAUGACUUCUGCAUUAGUCUGACCUACAUAGUUGCAUAAGACAGUGUAGUUUUUGAAUGAAGUAUGUCCCUGUGCAUCCAGUGUUCAUUAGAGGCAAAGUAUAGCCAUGUUUGUGGUUGUGCCAACAGGUGAAUGAAUGUCUUAGAAGAAAAUACAAGUUAAAUUCUUAAAUUUCAAUAGGAGGAAGAGAGACUUGCCCACACAAGAUGGUCUCAGCAAUAAUCUGUUACAUUAUAGUCUUAAGUUUCAAAACUGUGGUGGUGGAAUGUGGCAUUUUAAGCCACUGUAAAAGUGAAGGAAAGCAAAUGUGGUUCACGUUAAAUCCUCUCCCAAGGAAGCUGACAAUCAUGAUGAUACAAUUAUAAGAAAUCAACUAUUGUUAAGUGGAGAAGUCUGCAUUAUUUUUUUGACUGGCAUGCAAAACUGUAGCCAAAGAUUCACAAAAUAUUCUACAUUGUGUAUAUUUUGUGGGGGACAAAUAAUAAGAAAGCAAUCCAGUCACUGUGAAAAGUAACCAAAGGCAAAAUAAUCCAUUUUAUAUUUUUCUGUUUUCUUUUAUGAAAUAUGAUGGGAAUGAAAUCAGAGUAUAAAAAUUGUCUAGUUUAUUAGUUUUGAAAAACUUUUUUGUUAUUUAUUCUUUAGGUGAAAUUGAGCAUGCUGAAUAAAAUAGUGGUAUUUUAAGCAGGGGGCCAAAUCAUUUUAUGAAGUGUGCUAGCAAACUGCCAAGCAAAAACACAUGAACUGAAACCAUUUUGCAUAUUUUAGGGGUGGUUAAACAUCAAAUGACAGUAAAAAUUUGUUGAAACCAGUUGUGAUGGAGGGUGUUACGUUGUGAUCGAGAUACUACAAGAGUGUGUUCUGAAUGUGGAAAGUUGUGAUUUAUUGUAAGAGUUACAUCAGUUGUCCAUGGCAAAGGAAUCUUUAUUUCCUGUGAUAUGGUACUUUGCCUCGUGAUUUCAUCAGCCAGAUGGACUGCGCCGGUGAUUAUCUCCAGCCCCCUUCCAGAUCAUUUUGGAAGAAAAAACAAUUGACAGAGCCUACUCACAAAAUCCAUACCACCUAAGUGAAUUUGUAAAGACAUUAUUAGCUUUUAUUUCUUCAGUUUUUACAUAAUUUAGGGAAAUGGGAAGUCUUGUAUUAUAACUACCACAUAUAAAUAUACAUAUAACUUUAUAUAUAUAAUUAUCUAUAUAUAAACAAAUUAUAUAUAUAUAUCAUAUAUUAUGAAAUAGUACAAACUGUUGCUUGAUGUUAAUCGAGUAAUUAGUUUACCCCUUCAGUUGGAAUGUGUCCUGUUUUGUAUAUAUCAAUAUUGAAAGUUUGUGUGAAUGGGUAAAUAUGUGAAUGACUAGUUGUAUAUUUUAUGGUGUACAUUUUGUACAGAUGACAUCUUCUAGUUCUAAAAACUGUGUAAUACUGUUAAACAUGUAGCACUUGAGGUUGAUGGAAAAUGCCAUUUUACAGUUAGAAAUUGUCUGGGGCAUCACAGUUUGUAUAUUUUAAACUUUUUUUUUAUAAGAAAAGACUGGAAGUGAGCACAUUAAGUUUGUGUGCAACUGUUAAGGAGCUGAUCAAUGAAAUUCAAAUGGUUUGUGACUUUUGUCCUUGUUCCUUUAUACAAUCUUCUCCCUUUCGAAGUACAAUUGUAAAUUAUGGGUUCAUAUGGGUGAUGUGCCAUGUAUGACAUGUCAUAAGAGUGUUUCCUUGUGUAAAAAGACCAACCUGUGUAGAAUAUGUUGCAGAGAAUUAUUUAUUUUGUAUAUACAUAACAUACAUAAUGCAAAUAUUUGAUGAUUGGUCUGUUUACGCAUCCUGAUCCUUCUCCCCAAGGAAGAAAUGUACAAAGAUUAGAAUCCAUCUACUCUGUUAUGUAAUCACUACAGAAUGGGGGUACUUGUUGAGAAUACAUUUUAUGAGGGGGAGAGACAGUUGCCAAAGGCAGCUGGGCUCAUUCCUGUUUGUUAUUAUAUACCUGAUUCUUUUACAGUUAUCAGUUAACCCUUUGUGGUAAAAAAAUGUACAUAGUUAUUACUUUUUUUUGCCACAGGCAUAUGGAGUACAGUAGAGAUACAUACCCAUUGUCCCUUCCGUGUUCAUCUGUGUUGAGCAGGUGUAAAGUCAGUGUAAAAGCGAACCUCUGCAGGGAUUAACCAGGAAUUGUAACUGAAACAGUUAAAUUGAAAGAAGAUCCAGUGUUCAAAAAGUAAUAAAAAUCCUUCAUGAAAACAUACUUUUACAGAAUGAAUAAAAACUGCUGAAAAUA
Zootermopsis nevadensis is the source of this 7674-nucleotide messenger RNA. RefSeq names its product mediator complex subunit skuld (gene skd). The record is from RefSeq and is a predicted model, not a curated record. Lineage: Eukaryota; Metazoa; Arthropoda; Insecta; Blattodea; Termopsidae. Gene Ontology annotation, molecular function: transcription coactivator activity. Gene Ontology annotation, cellular component: mediator complex. Gene Ontology annotation, biological process: positive regulation of transcription by RNA polymerase II.